Apiotrichum porosum is the source of this 6219-nucleotide messenger RNA. RefSeq lists its product as uncharacterized. Gene Ontology annotation, biological process: transmembrane transport; heme biosynthetic process. Lineage: Eukaryota; Fungi; Basidiomycota; Tremellomycetes; Trichosporonales; Trichosporonaceae. Gene Ontology annotation, molecular function: ATP binding; helicase activity; ABC-type oligopeptide transporter activity. Gene Ontology annotation, cellular component: membrane. The transcript is spliced from 8 exons. The record is from RefSeq and is a predicted model, not a curated record. The coding region runs from base 1 to 6219 and encodes 2072 amino acids.
AUGGCCCACCGAGGCGCGGCUGCGCUGUUGGCGCCGUUCGCCAUGUUGCGAGCUGCCCCGUCCCCAGCGCGCCAAGCCGUAGGCACGUUCUCGAUGUCGUUGCUACGUCCCCAUGCUCCGACCAACGCUUUCGGCACACAUAGCCGUAUCCUCUCGCACCCCGCGCUCUGCGGUAUGCGCGGCUUUGCGUCCGCUUCCUUGAGUCGACCUGUCGUCGGCGCAACCCCUCCUACUGCCGCCUUGAGACGACCCGUUGUUGGUACAAUUGCCUUGCGAUGGCGGCCUUCCGAGGUCCAGGUCCGCUUGGAAUCGACCCAGUCCAAGAGGGAUGAGGCUUCUUCCAAGGUGCCGUCAAUCCCUCCUCCUCCACCCAAGGGCGAUGCCUCGCAGGCGUCCAUCAAAGAGUUGUUAUCCCUCGCAAAACCACAGUGGAGACUCUUGACGGUCGGAAUCAUCUGUCUUGCCAUCUCUACGAGCGUCGCCCUCGCAGUCCCUUACAUUAUCGGCCGCAUCAUCGACUUCUUUGCUCCCGGGUCUGAGCAGCAGCUCCUCUUUGGUCUCCCGCUGGACCAGGCAGCCAUUGCUCUCGCCGCUCUGCUCCUUUUUGGCGCUGUUGCCAACUCGGCUCGCUCCAUCGCACUCCGCCUUGCCGGUCAGCGCACCGUCGCGCAGAUCAGGAAUAAGACCUACCGCCAGUACCUCGCCCUCCCCCCCUCGCACAUCGAGUCGGCAGGUGUCGGUGACGCUCUGUCCCGUCUUGGUCAGGACUCCUCAAUCGUCGGCCAGAGUCUGAGUGAGAACCUCGGCGAAGGCCUCAAGGCGAUCCUGGCUUCGGGUGUGGGUGUAGGUGCCAUGUACCUCAUCUCGCCCAAGCUCUGUGUCGUUAUGAUGUGUCUCUUCCCGCCCAUCUCGAUUGCCUCCUUCUACUAUGGUCGAUACAUUCGCACGCUCUCCCUCAACACGCAAGAAGCUCUUGGAAACAUGAGCAAGCUCGCCGAAGAGCGACUGUCUGCUCACCGUACGGUCACGGCUUCCAACACCCAGCCUGCUGAGCGUGCGCUGUUCGCUGGCCGUGUUCAGAGUGUCUUUGACCUCCAACGCAAGGAGACGUUCGCCAACGGUAUCUUCCAGGGCACCAACGAGGUCGCCGGCGACCUGGCCAUGAUCGGCCUUCUCAUCUACGGCGGUCUUCUUGUCCAGCGCGGCGAGAUUACUGUCGGUGACAUGACCACCUCGCUCAUUUACGUCAACUGGAUUGAAUGGUCUCUUAACACUCUUGCCGGCUUCUUUACUGGUCUCAUGCGUGGUGUCGGUGCUUCCCAGCGCAUCAUUUCCCUCCAUGCUCUCGACUCUCCCGUGCCCCUGUCCAUUGGCGCACCUGUCACCAAGUCUGACGUUGGCGCCAUUGAGCUCCGUGAAGUCGCGUUUGCGUACCCUUCGCGUCCCGACGUCAAGGUUCUUGACGGUGUCAACCUCCGUAUCGAUCAGGGUGAACAGGUCGCCCUUGUUGGUGGCAGUGGUUCGGGCAAGUCUUCGGUCCAGCUUCUUCUUCUCCGCUUCUACGACCCUACUAGCGGUGCCGUGCGCUUCGGCUCCAAGGACAUCCGCGACUUCCAGCCCGAGUCGUGGCGUGGCCGCAUCGGUUACGUCCCGCAGGACCCCAUUCUCUUUGGCGGUUCCAUUGAGGCCAACAUCAAGUAUGGCCAUGCCGAGGCUUCGCGCGCCGACGUUGAGCGUGCCGCUCAAAUCGCUCACUGCGACUUCAUCGAGCGUCUCCCCGAGGGAUAUGACACGAUCAUCACCAAGGCCAGUUUGUCAGGUGGCCAGCGUCAGCGUAUCGCCAUUGCGCGUGCGCUUGUUGGUCGCCCCUCGGUCCUUCUCAUGGACGAGGCAACCAGUGCCCUCGACUCGGAGUCUGAGCGUGCCGUCAACGCUGCUCUCGAAAACCUUUUCCAGGACUCGAACAUUACUGUUAUUCUUGUCGCCCACCGUCUCUCGUCCAUUGCCGCCGCCAAGCGUGUCGUGUACCUCGAGGGCGGUCGCAUCAUGGAGGACGGCUCGUACGACGAUCUCAUCUCGCGUCCCCACGGCCGCUUCCGCAAGAUGGUCCAGGGUCAGAUGGCCAAGAUUGGAGAGGCUGCGCAGGAGGAAGUCGUUGAGGAGGCCGAAGUGGUUGUCGCCGCUGAGACCACUGGCCCGGCAAUCACUGUCAACGAGCCUAUUGCGGCUUCGCCCUUUGCCUCCAGUGGCCAGCGCCGUGGUAUCCACACACAGCGCCGCUUCUUCUCGGCCAACCAGGCUGCCAAUGAGCCCGCCGUGCCCGAGCCUCCCAAGGAGUUUUCCACUGUCUGGCAGGCCGCUACUGCCCCGGCAACGCCCCUCACAGACCUCGGCCUCCCUGUUCCUCCCGCACCAGCUGCUCCGCUUUCUGCCUACAAGCCUGUGCAGCCUCUCAACCCCCGUCGCCUCGUCUCCAUCUACUCGGCAUUGUCAAAGCGUAACCUCUCGGUACUCAUGACUCUCACGGCCACCACUGGCUUUGCCCUUUCGCCCCUCCCUCUUUCGAUGCCGGUCCUUCUUUGUCUUACCGUCGGCACCUUCCUCACCUCGGCCGCCGCCAACACGUUCAACCAGAUCCUCGAGGUUCCCCUCGACGCGCAGACUCCCCGUACGCGUGUUCGCCCUCUGGUGGCUCGUCGCGUGACUCCCUUCCAUGCCGCCAUGUUCGGCACUGUCUCGACCGUGGUCGGCGGUACCAUCCUCUGGUUUGGCUGCAACCCCACCACUGCCCUUCUUGGUAUUGGCAACCUGCUGCUGUACUCGGGUGUGUACACGCCCAUGAAGCGCAUCAGCGUGUCCAACACUUGGAUCGGCGCUGUCGUCGGCGCCAUCACCCCGCUGAUGGGCUGGACUGCCACUGGCGGCUCGCUCUGGCCGACUGUCGAGCAGCCGCUCCAGUUCCACCUGCCGCUUGAGCAGCUCAGCACUCUGCCCAACCCGCUCACGGCCUGGACGCUUGGUGCGCUCCUCUUCUCGUGGCAGUUCCCGCACUUCAACGCGCUGUCGCACAUGAUCCGCCCCUUUUACGCACUGUCGGGCUACCCCAUGCUUUCGGUUUUGUCGCCCAAGCUGAAUGCGCUCGUAUCAUUGCGACACGCGCUCAUUCUCGUGCCCAUUUGCGCAAUCAUGGCCCCGCUCUCGGGCUGUGUCGACUGGUCGUUUGCUCUCACGUCCGCAGUCCCGAACGCCUUCUUUGUCAAGGAGGCGUACGCAUUUUGGAAGCGGACAAACGAGUUCAACGCCAAGCGCGUCUUCUUCGUCUCGCUCUGGUACCUCCCUGUUGUGCUGGGCCUGAUGCUCAUGCACAAGAACCUGGGGUCCUGGCUGUCCGAGGAGCUCGCAUGGGAGCAGAGCGAUGAGGAUGCCAUCGACCUGCCAUAUCGACCUCAGCAGGGCGCGUCCGCGUCAAGAGCGGCGCACAAGUUGCCCAAACCAGUAGAGAUUGAAGACUACUUUCAAAUCCGCGAGAGCGAUUUCGCUACCACGUCCGAGCCCGCCGACGUCGAGAUCGACGAUGCCAGCAGUGGCAUCGACCCCCAGCAGGCCGAUGUGGGCUUUGAAGCUCCUAUGCCUGACAUUGUUCCCCCCGUGCCGACGUACGAGGCGACUGUGGACUCUAAAAAGCCCAAACGGCGAAGAAGGAAGACGGUGCACUCGACGGAUCUUCCUGUUCUCCCCGCUGGUGUUCAGCCGCCAGACGGACACACGCGCUUUGACUGGCGCGCAUCGUCCCUAUCGCGUCGACCACAUGCAAAGGGAAACUACUGGUUCCCCAACGCGGCCAAGACGCGUAUCGGCGCGCCCAUCACCAAGCUCACGGAGAUUGACCCAUUUUUCCCCGAGCUGAGACGGUAUUCCGAGCACUUUAUUCCCCUUCUUGAGGCUGAACAGAGCGAAGCGGAGCGCCAGUUCAAUGUGCGGUUGAAAGAGUGGCCAGAGGACAAGCUCCGUCGUGAGGGAUUCAUGAUUGACGAUCUCGCGGCGAGCACUGCCUGGCAGCCAAAGUUCAAGGUCGAAGGCGUGGUCGUCACGUUCACCAAGACCGGCGCAGAGGCAACGCGUCCCCUCCCGCCCCACCAGUUUGAGCCUGGGUCAACGGUGAUUCUCAGCCGGACAGACCCACUCAAGGACCCGUGGAUUGAGGACGACACCGUGGUCAAGGGCUACGUUUUCUCGCAUGGCCGAGGCAACGUUCGUGUCAUCUUCCCUCCGUUCCCCGCAGAAAUGGAACUGGGGCUGUGGCGUCUCGAUAUCGGCUGCAGCGACUUUGCGUUCCGUCGACAACUCGAGGCCCUCACGCGCCUGAACCUUGACCCCGUCCAGCAAGACAUGGCCUUUUACGCCAACCGCAAACCCUCUAAGAGGCAGAGCGUCGAGGAUGAGGUGCUCAACGCGGUCCGGAAACAGAACGAGGAACAGGUUGUCUUGACGGGUACUGCACUGCGAGACCUUCUCCUCCGCCGCUUCCAGGUCGACUACGAGACACCGUCCGCCGGUCCCGGCGACAUACUGGACCCGGAUGGCCUGGCACAAGAGGUGCUCGACAUGAAGCCGGAAGAUGUAGAUGCGACCGUCUCGCCGACAGUCUACGAACCUGGUGUCCCCGGUGUCCUCAUGCGCAAUCAGCUUAUCAAGAGCUGGACAACGAGGUACCUCACGCCGGAAGGCAAGGAGCCACUGGUGGUUGGGGGUGAUCCGGUCGUGCCUCUCAACCCGAGCCAGACCCGUGCGAUUGCCAUGAUGCUCAGCGAGAGGCUCAGUCUUGUGCAAGGGCCUCCCGGUACCGGCAAGACGCGUGUUAUUGUCGAGGCAAUCAAACUACUCAAGGUGCCUCAGCCCAUUCUGGUGACAGCGCACACCAACGUCGCGGUCGAUCACCUCCUCGACGGUCUGCGCGAGCACGGUCUCAAGGCUGUCCGCUUUGGAUCCUCCCAGCGCGUGCCCGACGAACUGCAGCACUUGACCUUUGAGGAGAGGCUUGAGGAGCACCCCUUGUGGCUUGAGAUGGAGUCCAUCAAGGGUCGCAGGGAGAUGCUUCAGAACGAAAUGUCCAACAACGCCAAGAUGUCCAAGAUGAUGCGUGACUCGAAGAAGCAAGAGGUUAACCGUCUCAACGGUCGUAUCUUUGGUCUCCGCAGUCGGAUCCGCUUCGAGGUGCUCGCCAAUGCCGAUGUUAUCUGUACGACAUGCUUGUCUGCUACUUCGCGUAUCCUGGACGCCAUCGACUUUCCCAUGGUGUUCCUUGACGAGGCGAGCAUGGCCACUGAACCCCUCACGCUUGUGCCCCUCACCAAGGGGUCGGCACAGGUUGCGAUCAUUGGCGACCACAAGCAGCUGCCGCCAGUCAUUGUGAGCGAGGAGGGUCAGUCUGGCGGUCUGGCAACCAGCAUGUUUGAGCGUCUUAUUCAUGAGAAGCACAUUCCAUCAAUCAUGCUCGACACGCAGUACCGAAUGCACCCGUCCAUCUCGUCUUUCUCCAGCAACUCGUUCUACAACGCCACGCUCAAGGACGGCACUGUCCUGGCCGACGGCUCCAUUCGGCCCGGCCUCGAGCCACCAGUCACCGACUUUUUGAUGGACGACGCAAACGGGGACCGUAUGAACGUGACAUUUUUGAACCACGAUUUCCCCGAGUCUCCCCUCAACAUGAGCAUUGCCAACCACCACGAGGCCGGCCGCGUGUGUGACAUCAUCGGCGACCUGCUCAGUAACAAUCCCGACCUCAAGGGCAAGGACAUUGGCGUGAUUGCGCCAUACGUAGCCCAGAUCCGCACCAUCUCGGACAUGCUCGCGCUUGACCCAGAACGCGCCGCCGCGUACGAGGCCUGGCUCGGCGAGGAGCGUGCACGGGAAGUGGCCGAUAUCGAAGUCAAGACCGUGGACGGCUUUGAGGGCCGCGAGAAGAGCGUCAUCAUCUUCAGCACUGUGCGCUCCAAUGCCGCGGGGUACAUUGGGUUCCUGGCCGACUGGCGUCGUCUGAAUGUGGGCCUCACGCGCGCGCGCCGUGCCCUCAUCAUGAUUGGAAGUGCACGCACCCUCCGGCAAGCGCGGGUUGGGCGGCACGCGUCCGAGACGCUGCCGAGGGACGGCGCAAAGGUGUGGCAUCGGUUCAUGAAGCAUCUCGAGGACGGAGGCAUGGUCAUGGACGACAUGGCGUAA